AUUAGGAGGGGAUGCAGGUAGGGAGGGAAUGGAAAGGGAAAGGAAGGAGAGAGGGGCAGAAGGGAAGAAGAGAAGGGGAAGAGUCCAAAGCUUGGCCUGGGUGGUAUUGCAACAUAGAAAGGCUUCAGGUAUGUUGUUAUGUGCACAAGGAGGAGUUCGUGCAGCAGUAAAUGAUGUUGUUGUGUUCAUGUAGAUCAGAGGGGUAGAAUUGAAGCAGAUAUAGAUAAGAUAUGGCACCAAAAUGAAAUACUGCUCAACAUAAGACAAUGUGAGCUGAAACCAGCGUGACUUCCUGACUUCCCAAAUUGCAGUGGCUAAAGAAGUUAUUUGUGGGGAUGGUGUGUGCAAUCGCUGUACGUGUGCGUCCUUCCUUGUAGCGUGAUUGGAUGUUGGAGAUGUGUCUCUAAGCAAGAAAGGUCGAAGGUGGUGAGGAUUAGGAUGUGAACAUUGUAAUCCUCGAAGGAAAAACAGGGAUUGAUGUGGGCUGCUCUGUUCAGCAGCAGGGCUUAGCACAUCAGUUUAAGAACCAACAUAUGAAUUUAGCAAAAAGAACCCACGAGUGAUAGUUCUCAAACUUUCAUUUCAGCUUUAGUGGGAGAGCAGCCUCGUUCCUCCUCAGUAACUUUGUGUGGGCACACAAAGGAAUACUUGUACCUUCUGCCUCAAUGAUUGUGCCUCACAAGCUUCUCACCACUUCUGCUUUUGUCUUCUCUGUAUCUGUUAAUACCUCUUUUGCUUUUCUCCUUGUCUACUUGUUACCUCCAUCCUUCUUCUUCUUCUCUGCGCUUCUUUCUUUCUUGUCUGUUCUCCUUCUGCUCUUAUCCUUCUCAUCGUCUCUUGCCUUUAUUCUCUCCACUCCUGCUCAUCUCUUUUGCUGUCUUGCCUGUAUCCUAUUGUGCUUUUCACCUGCUCUUCUUCCUUACCCGUAUCCUUAAUUUUAUCCUCUCUUCUGCUCUUUUUCACUUCUUCUCAGUGUCCAACGUCUGUGUCACAACUCUGUCCGAAUUAGUUUUGGGGUGGAGAAAGGUACCAAGGUAGGUCGAUUUGUACAAGAGAACCUCUUACACUGUGCCUGAAAGGUGAUCCAAAGGAGCCCUCAAGAACCAAGACCACAAAGGAGCUGCUUUCGAAUGGAGAAUUUUCCAGAGUUGCUUCCAGUUGUUGCUUGGAGGAACUGAGGUUUUUAUCCUUGUAUCUCUGCAGAAAGGCAGGGCGGAGGCAACGUUUAUGGUGAGGUGCUCAGGUGAAAUUGCCCUCCUUGCACAAACUGCCUGUUUGUGUCCAUGUGAUGCAUGGUGAAGAGAAGCCUGCUGUUCUGUGAGUAAGCCUGCUAAAAGGAAGUAAUGGUUCUGGCCCUUUUGGCAAGUCUCUGAGUGACCACAGCCAGCCCCACGAAGACGCUUUACGUCAUGUCAGACACCCAGCUGUCUGCUGCAUGGACCAUGUCUGUGAUGGGUGAGGCUACCUCAGUCCCUCUCAAACUGCCAGGCAUCCAACCUUCCUGCUCCGCCAGCUCUCCCGCUAGCCCUGCCACCUUUGCUGCCUCCCCAUGUUGUGUCGUGUCAUGGUGAUCUGUGGUGCUGGGGCAGGCCUGAGCUCCCCUCCCUGACAGCAGGCACGUUUCUGAAAUCCCUGCUCAUUUCCUCAUCCUGCUGGCUCAUUCUAUUUACAGGUUUGUGUCCUUUACUUUUCUUGGGUAAUUUAGGACUGGUUUAAAGCAGCUGUAUUUGCUAUUGCCUUUGUCUGCAGUUACCCUUGUGGAUCAUGGUGAUGGGAUACCCUUUUGGGUUAGGUUUAAAGGUCAAGAGUUACCGUUUUAUGGAAGGGGAAAUGGUGGAAUGGCCAUUCCUAGAGGUGUUCAAGGAGUGUUUAGGUGUUGUACUGAGGGACACAAUUUAGUGGGAAAUGUUGGUGAUAGGGGGACAGUUGGACUGGGUGAUCUUAGAUGUUGUUUCUCACUGGAGAUCCCUGCCUACCUGAGUCCUUCUGAAGGCAAGCAGCUCCUUGCCUUGAUUUCUGUGCCCACGGCUGUUGCCUUUGAGCAAAUCCUCCCUUGCUGCAGCCUUGGGCCUUGCUCCUCUGCUGUCGUGGCUGUGCUUUCCAUCGCACCUGGCCUCAUUGGGCUCAACCCUGCUGACGGAUAGAUGUGUUGGUUUGGUUGGGGUGGUUGCAGUAGCUAAUGGCAAAACCAUUUCCUGAGUGCAACUAAAGAGAUAAGUGAUAAAACAAGAGAGUCUCGAGAGGAAAGAGUGACUGAUGGCAGUGCUGUCCUGGAAGCUACAGUGGAAGCAAUAGAGAGGCCGAUAGUGGCUGUCGGUGUCAGUAGAGCGAUACGAGUCUGUGUGUAAAUGGUGGUUCUUAGAGCUGUGUUAAUUCCUUGAAGAGGCCUAGCAUUAUGGAGGUACUUGUACUGACAGUUGUUUGACUCAGGAAUGAAGUGUGUUUCCCAGUUCGUGAUAACCUGAUAGCGUUGUGUUUGCUCGUGCAGCUGUGCUCUGUGCAUUGUAGAGCUGUCAGACAGAUGUGGGUUCAUUUGCCACUCUCUCAGCAGGAAUGAGACUAGUAAUACUUUCUGUAAGUGCAUUUCAGUUGAAAAAAUGAUUUUGUUUUGGCUGUAGAAAUGCUGUAUUUGAGGGAUUUUGGUGGACGUGGGCUAACAGGACAAGGAUUCUAUUGGCAACUGCUUUCUGUGACAUGGAAAGGCUAUACUUUGUUUUAGAGAUGGAGCAUGGGAUUCGAUUGACUUACUGAGAAAGGAGGAAGUGGAAAGCCUCUGUGGGUAAGAACGUUUUGUGAGCUGUAGUUUGGGUACCUUCAUCUAAGUAGGACUGUAUGAAAGGGUGCGUGUGAUGGAGGAGAGGGGAAAGUGCCUUGUGUGGACUGUAAGAAAGGCAUGUUACAGAGUGGAGAGGCAAAUUUAAGAAACUCUGCUUGAAAACUUGAAGGUAGUGGCUGGCUGUGCUAAAAUCUUCUUCCAAAGAGUUGCUCUUCAACUAUUUCCUGCUUUCUCUCUGCGAGAAACUGACGCCAGUGGCCAUCCACUGCAGCGUGGCUGUGCGAAAGGGCUGGGGAACAAGACAGAGCUAGAGAAGGCACCAAAGAGAGCUACAGGUACACAGCAGGCACCUGGACUUGAUGCACUGUCUUUCUGCCCAGGCUUUCUGUUUGUUCAUUCCUAGGACAGUUGUCUGCAGUUUGCAUCCCAGCUUUCUCCCAAGCCCUGGCUGCACAAAAAUGCAAGCAAUCAGAGGAAGAGAAGGAAAAAGCAGAGGAGUGGGCUUCUGAGAAAAGAGCUGAGGGGGAGCAUGAGGAGCUUGAGGCAGUGUUUCAGAAAAGUAGUGCUUUCACUUAGGAUUGUCUGAGAUUUCCUUGCCCUGGGUUAUGACUGUGUGUAGCUAUUGGUUUCUUGGUUCCUGUGUAUCCGUUGGUACACAGAUUAGUGUGUGGAAAAGACAGCUGAGAGUGCAGGACAUGGCAAUGUAUUUCUCCUGGCCAAAUGUGCUGAAGUACUGGAAGGAUUGUGAGAAAGACCAGAGAGAAUUCAAGCUGGACAUGAGGAAGUAUUACUUUUUGGAAAGGGUGGUCAGGCACUGGAAUGGACUGCCAGGGAGGUGGUGGAGUCAUGGACCCUGGGGGUGUUGAAGGAAAGACUGGAUGUUGUGUUGAGGGACGUGGUUUAGUGGGAGCUGUUGGUAAGAGGUGAGCGGUUGGACUGGAUGAGCUUUGAGGUCUUUUCCAACCUUGGUGAUUCUAUGAUUCUAUGAUUCUGUGAAAGAGAAGAGAACCUGGAUUUCUCUUGCACAAUAAGUCUGUAUCAGUUGUGUUUCCUUUCACUGAGCUGAACGCACGGUGUGUGUGAAGCCUUCUGAUGGGAAACCCAUGGUCUCCACAAAGUGGGCGCAGAAGCAAAAUGAAGCUGAGAUGCAUCUGUGUGCUGAGUCCUACUGCUACUGCAGAAAAAGCAGCUUUGGUAAGAAUAGUGGUGAAGGUAGGAGAGGGUAUGGAAGGUUUAGACUGCUCUUAGAGGCAAGGUGGAAGUUUCAAAUGUUGUGCAGGUUCAGCACGCUCCUACUGCUUUGGUGUGCCGCACCUGCCUGCCCUGUCAGCACUACAUCAGGCUUUUUUUCCUUUUUAAGGUAGGAAAACCAAUUUCUGGCUAGAAGAAGAAAUGCAACAAUCUUCCCUGCAUUGCUCCUUGGGUAAUGGGUGCUGAUGAGCAGUCCUUGUAUUAGAAUAAUGUAUUGUCAUUUGAUCUUUCUGUCUUUGCACUCUUUUAGCAACUGGGGUGUUGAUGCAGCUGCACGCAUCUCCUGUUUUGUCCUUCUGCUUUGUGUAAAAGAAAUGUACAGUAUGCAAUCUCUGUGUGAAGUUUUCUUAAAGUAUUUUACUUUAUUUGCCACUAGGAAGCAAUGGCUUGGAAGUGACGGCGGUGUCUCCCAGCAGCCCACACAGUGACCUGAUGUCUCAUUGCUUGGGUCUGUUAAAAACUACCCUGAUGAGAAAAGAACGUUUGCAUGGAUUCUGUGCUGUGUCUGAGGAGCGGUGUGGACAUGGCAUGGCAGGGAGAAGGCAGUUCCCUUCUGAUGGGAAAAUGCCCGAGGAAUGUUGACAUCCCGUGUGUUGGUGCCCCAUGCCCGCUCCAUGCCCGUGCCCCACGCACUUCUGAACGGGCAGCUCAGCUUUUGUGUCAUUCAGCCACCUGUGGCAGAGCAGACCAGGCUUUCUGCAGGUGUAGGCAAUCAUCCCAUCACUUUCUGCCUUAUAAGGAGUAGAAAACCUUUUCAUUUUGGAGUCCUACUUACUGGAGCUUAACCAUCUCCAGUGAAGCAGAUGUCAUUUUUCUUGUAUCCUUCAAUUCUGAGUGCAUAUUCUCCCAAAAGCAAAAGAGUUUGGAGGUAACCACGAACAGUUAAGUGGGUGAUUUCAGUAUUUAUUUCUGAUCGUGACAAUUACUUCAGUUUAGAGGUCACAAUCGAUGUACUGUGCCUGUUUUAAUUCUGACCAAGGUUGUAGUUCUAGCUGACUUCCCGAGGCUGCAAUACGUGGUGGUGACACAGCCGUGGGCUUCUGCAUUGGCAUUAAUCCCACAUUUCCUUUCUGUGCCUUGCAGGUCAGCUUGUGCUGGAAGUGGACGGCAUCAGAGUGAGUGAAGGUCAGUGCAGGAGCAGCUGUUGAUGGGGGGGAGGAAGUCCAGGCUAACGGACUCUGCAGCAUCUCCCAGUACAGUACCAGAGGAGGCAAGAAUGAUGUCAGGGGGCUCCCCAGCAGGAAAGUGGCUCAUCCAAAUGCUUGCUGACAGUUUGAAAGCCCAAACCCUUCCAGGUUUCUUCUUCUAAAAGUUUGCCUCCUCUUUUCUCCUCUCUUUCUUUGGCUUUCAUUACAUUCCUCCUCCUUCCACUUACCUUGCCUUUCCUUACCUGACGUUAGCCCUCUGGUUCUUCAUUCCUACAUCCUGGCUGUCCUUGCCUCUUUCCUCGGCGUAAAGACUGGAGUAGCCUGUCCACAUCCCCAUUGGAAGAAGAACUUCAGAAGAUCCUAGGCCCAGUGAGAAACACGGUGAGCAACACGAUCUUCACUGACGGUCAGAGGGCUUCAUUAAUUAAGUAGUGAUGGAGGGGAAGUGGGACUGAAGGAGGAGGGCUGAAGCAGAUCCAAGUGAGGGGCAGUUGGCUGUGAUAAGGGAGGGGGUAAAAGGAGAGUGACCUGGAGACAUCGUGGCCAUGGAGGUGGAAGAGAGGGUGAAGGGUUUGGCAGGAACUGGAAGGCGGAAUUGGGAGAGAGCAGAGGGAGGGUAUUGGGGCUGCUUGGCAGCAUGGGGUGCUCCGUCCUUUAGGAUUUUGGAGGAGGCAGCACAGAGGAGAUGGAGAGAUCCACGGGUGCAGUACGUGGGGUGUGGGGCACGGAGCUGGGGACCCCUCCCAGCACCUAGGGGUGGCCUCUGCCAGGCAGGGACAGAUGUGAGCGGUUCCUGCUGAGCGUGGGGACAAGGACGCAGACACACAGAGUGUGGCUUUGCUGAGGGCUUUGUUGAUCACUGGAGGAUGUCAGCGAUCAUCAGGGUCUUCCUUCUUCUUCAGAGGACUCCAUUGGUCAGCAGAGGAUGUCGGAAGGUGUCACUGACCAUGGGGAAGCCUUGUCCCUGCAGGGUUUGUGCCCCAGGACUUUGGGCAGGAGGAGGGCUGGCAGCAGCCCAGGGCAGGAUGUGGGUCCCCUGGGGACAGCAGCCACAGCCCCUGUCCCACCUCCUCAGUGACGCUGGGAGUCAUUGUCAGAUGCCCUCAGUGUCCCUGUUCCAGUGCCAUGCUUAUUGUAAUGGACUUCAUCCUUAUGUCCGUUCUAAAGAUUUGUCCCUUGCUUUUUGCAGCCCCCCUUGAGAUAGUGAAGGCCGCCCUUAGGAGGUCUUCUCUUCUGCUGGCUGCCAAAUUCGAUGCGUAUCAUGAAGUGCUUCGUAAGGACAAAGCAGUGGAACAUCUUUAUCCUCAACAGAAUAACUUUUAAAAGCCAGAUGGCCUCUGCUAUAGAAGCAGAUGUCAAAUGUGGCUUUUCUCCAUUGAAAACCGAUGCCUGGCAACUUGGAGACUAACAUAUAUGUUGCUUGGCUGACAGAGUUUUUGGCCGUUCUGUGGCAUGGAAUGCAACCAGCAUGGAAGCAUUGUUGUGGAUUCUGAGUGAGAUUUCUCACCCUCUGCUCGUGAUGGGACCCGUCUGGUGCAGGCAAUCCGGUGCCGCCCCCAGCGCCCGGUGUGCAGUGGAACAGCGUCCUGCAUCCUUCCAUCAACCAGUCAGGCUUUGUGCAAGACCCAGGUUACUUGCAGAGGAAUGCUCAGAUGCCGCAGCACCGCUCUUCCCAGUCUGGCUCAGCCUUAUUUCUCCAUCUGCCUUCUGGAGGACAGAUGCAUGCUGCAGUGGGGCCAUAUCAGCAGAACUGCACGGGAAGCCACAGACUCCAGGCCGGGCAGCACAGCCCUCAAGGAGCUUAUCCCGUGUGGCCCAACUGCAGCGCUCUGCCCGGUGCCAACUUCUGCAGCGCAGGACUGGGAGGAAGCAUGAACCCGGCGGCAGCAGGGAGCCAGUUGCGUGGCAGCGUUCCUCCUCAGCUGGGGGCAGGGAUGCGCCCCCCAGCAGGUGGCAUGGCUCACAGAGCACAAGGAGCAGCCGCCGUGUGUGCUGCUGCCAGCGCCAUCCAGAACUGGCCACCCGGUUAUCCCAGUAUGAACCAAGGGGGAAUGCUGGGCACUGGACCUCCUUAUGGACAGGGAACUAACAGCAUGGCUGGUGUGAUCAACUGCCAGGGCCCACCUUAUCCCAUGGGUGGGAACAUGGCUAACGGCUCUGCAGGGGUGGCAGCAAGUCCUGAAGUGAUGGGUCUGGCAGAUGUCAAAUUAACUCCUGCAACUAAAAGAAGAAAGAGGGGAGAAGAGACCCAAAAAGCAGAACUCCAGUCAAAGAGUCCCAGGCGACCGAUGGACAGCAGCUGCACCCCACCUGCCAAGCGGCUCAAAGCGGGGAUGCACAGCGUCCCAUGCAGCGCCGGGCAGGGGCAGCCGCAGCAGCAGCCCAGAGCUCUGGAGAAUGGCACCGCUCCCAGCAAAUCUGCAUCCCCGCAGCCAGGGAGGGGAAAGAAGAAGGCAGGACCGCCGAUCCCUGCUGCGCACGUGGCACCGGCAGCGGAACGGCCUGCCAGGAAGCGACGGGCCGUCUCCUUCCCUCCGGGAUCAGUGGAAGCUGCCAAGCCGGUGUUACAGAAAAGGAGGCGGCUGACAGCAGCAGAUGUUGGAGCUCCUGCAGCCUGGAGGGUGAUGAUGUCUCUGAAGUCUGGGCUGCUCGCUGAAAGCACGUGGGCCUUAGACACCAUAACUGCCCUGCUCCACGAUGACAGCAGCGUCGCGUCCUUUGACCUCAGGCAGCUGCCCGGCCUGCUGGAAGUCCUGGUGGAGUAUUUCCGGCGCUGCCUGAUCGAGGUCUUUGGAAUCCUGGAGGAGUACGAGGUGGGUAUUUGCCCAGGACAAAGAUCACUCUGUGGGUUGGAGAGUGCCCACCUGCUCUGGCAGCUUGGCGGCGGAGAUACCACUGAGCACAUCCAGACCCACUUUGAGAGCAAGAGAGAGCGCUCCGCGGCUGAGAGCAAUGGAAGUGCUCGGGAAGGGCAGGCUCCUCCAUCUGACAGCUCCUCAGCAAUUCUGGAGGAUGAGCCUCGCAGCAGAGACGAGGCACCACUCUGCCUCACCCACGACUGGCAGGACUCUGUGGCGAAGCGCUGCAUCUGUGUCUCCAACAUCAUCAGGAGCUUGUCGUUUGUGCCGGGCAAUGAUGCCGAGAUGUGCAAACACGCCGGUCUGCUGCUGAUCCUGGGGAAACUGCUGCUCUUACACCAUGAGCACCCAGAGCGCAAGCAGGCAGCCCUGAGCUCGGAGAGAGAGGAGCUCGAGCAGGACCAGGGGCUGAGCUGCGGCCAGGAGGAGUGGUGGCGGGACUGCCUGCAGGAACUGCGUGAGAACACACUGGUGAUGCUGGCCAACAUUUCUGGCCAGCUGGACCUGUCCCCUCUCCCAGAAAGCCUCUGCUUGCCCAUCCUGGACGGACUCCUCCACUGGGCAGUGUGUCCAUCAGCAGAGGCCCAGGACCCUUUUCCAGCGCUGGGGUCAAAUGCCAUCCUCUCCCCUCGGAGCCUGGCUUUGGAAACGCUCAGCAAACUGAGCACCCGGGACACCAACGUGGAUUUGAUCCUCGCAGCUCCCCCCACCAGCCGCUUGGAGAUGCUGUACAGCACCCUGCUGCGUUUCCUCCGCAACAGAGAGAGCCCUGUGUGCCGAGAGAUGGCGGUGGUCCUACUGGCCGCCUUGGCACAGGGGGACAGCCUGGCAGCGAGGGCGAUUGCCUCGCAGGAGAGGAGCGUUGGUGACUUGCUGGGCUUUUUGGAGGACGGCCUGGCUGCCGCGCGGUGCCAGCAGAGCCAGACCGGCCCGGUGCCCGAGCAGAACCCGCCCUGCGAGCCGCCGAGCGUGGACAUGAUGCGCCGAGCAGCUCGGGCGCUGCUCGCCCUGGCUGAGGUGGGCGAGAGCCGCUCGCAGUUCAUGCUGCACGAGUCGCGGCUGUUGGACAUCUCCGUGUCACCUGCGGUGGAUUCCUUGGUCUCCCAGGUUAUCUGCGACGUGCUGUUCUUCAUUGCCCGGCCCUGA
Molecule: messenger RNA, 9179 nt
Organism: Lagopus muta (rock ptarmigan)
Lineage: Eukaryota; Metazoa; Chordata; Aves; Galliformes; Phasianidae
Product: AT-rich interactive domain-containing protein 1A-like
Exons: 11
Coding region: 6828-9179 (783 amino acids)
Biological process (GO): positive regulation of DNA-templated transcription; chromatin remodeling; regulation of transcription by RNA polymerase II
Cellular component (GO): nucleoplasm; SWI/SNF complex; nBAF complex
Molecular function (GO): nucleosome binding
Source: RefSeq, a predicted model, not a curated record